GUAGCCAGUCUUUACGCGUCACCGGUGCGCGGCGGUCGCGUUUCACUUGUUUUUUUCCACCAGUUUCACAAAUUUUGCCGGCGAAAUGACGCAACAAGGCCCGGCGUUCGACGUGAACGCGAUGACUCUGACGCGGUGGGUGCUGGCUCAGCAGAGGAGUGCCCCCCAAGCCACGGGAGACCUCACGCAGCUGUUGAACUCCAUACAGACCGCAGUCAAGGCCAUACAGUCGGCCGUGAGGAAAGCCGGCAUCGCUAAACUCCAUGGCAUCUCUGGAGACACAAACGUGCAAGGUGAACAGGUGAAGAAAUUGGAUGUGCUGUCCAACGAUCUGUUCAUUAACAUGCUCAAGUCCUCAUUCACAACCUGCCUGCUCGUGUCUGAAGAAAACGACAACGUCAUCGAGGUGGAGACAGAGCGGCGAGGCAAGUACGUAGUAUGCUUCGACCCGCUCGACGGAUCUUCCAACAUCGACUGUCUAGUGUCCGUCGGAUCCAUCUUCGCUAUUUACAAAAAGACAUCAACAACCGAACCCUCCCUAUCCGACGUGCUACGUCCGGGGCGCGAGCUAGUCGCGGCCGGCUACGCUCUCUACGGCUCGGCAACCAUGCUGGUGCUGUCUCUGGGGGUGGGCAAGGGAGUGCACGGGUUUAUGUACGACCCGUCUCUAGGGGAGUUCAUAUUGACCGACCCGAACAUGAGGAUACCGGAGAAGGGGAAGAUCUAUUCGAUUAAUGAGGGUUACGCAGCAGAAUGGUCCACCGGGUUAGCUAGCUACAUCAAUGAGAAGAAGCGUCCUAAGACGGGCAAGGCGUACGGCGCGCGCUACGUCGGCUCUAUGGUCGCCGACGUGCAUCGGACCAUCAAAUAUGGCGGCAUCUUCAUGUACCCGGCUACCACUUCUGCGCCUAAGGGGAAGCUCCGCCUACUCUACGAGUGCAAUCCCAUGGCAUACAUAGUCACGGAAGCGGGUGGUCUGGCCACGAGCGGCGAACAGCCAAUACUCGACCUCAAACCCGAGUCCAUCCACCAAAGAGCCCCGUGCUAUCUCGGCUCAAAGAAGGAUGUCGAGGAACUCCUUGCCUACUUGAAGAAGUAAAUUUGUCUAUGGUU
Molecule: messenger RNA, 1113 nt
Organism: Plutella xylostella (diamondback moth)
Lineage: Eukaryota; Metazoa; Arthropoda; Insecta; Lepidoptera; Plutellidae
Gene: fbp
Product: fructose-1,6-bisphosphatase
Biological process (GO): gluconeogenesis; fructose metabolic process; fructose 6-phosphate metabolic process
Cellular component (GO): cytosol; cytoplasm
Molecular function (GO): fructose 1,6-bisphosphate 1-phosphatase activity
Source: RefSeq, a predicted model, not a curated record